Molecule: messenger RNA, 1572 nt
Organism: Cataglyphis hispanica
Lineage: Eukaryota; Metazoa; Arthropoda; Insecta; Hymenoptera; Formicidae
Exons: 5
Coding region: 272-1096 (274 amino acids)
Source: RefSeq, a predicted model, not a curated record
UCCUUAGUUUAUCACCAAGUAUAGUCGUUUAGUCAUCGGCGCAGCCCUUCGACUCUUGUUCUCCAUUUCGCAUUUGCAAUUUUUCUCUCGAUUGUAUUGAUACCGCGAUAUAUAUCGUGAUUAUGAUUACUCUGCAAUCUUCGUGCCAAGAAAGUUGUCGUUCUUUGAGUUAAAAGUACGAUUCACACGCAUAGAUACGAGUGCCUUUUCGAACAUAAUCAGAAGGAGGAAGUGAAGAGUGUCGUGCUUUUCGGGAAAAUUACAAGCCAGAAUGACAUUCACGAGGGUGGCUUCCGUCCUGCUUCUGGGACUCUACUCGAACAUCUUACUAGUGUCCUGUCAGGAUCAGAAUGUUACGGAAAUCAACGUUACGGAAGCCAACGUUAUGGAGCUCAAUGAACCGGAUUUCGCCACUCCCGAAUACAUAUUACCGUGCAGCAGAAAAGAUCCAAAGAUUGACGCGUGUUUUCUUCGCACGCUCAAUCAUAUCCAACCAUACUUGGUGAAAGGUAUUCCAGAGCUGGAAUUGCCUUCAAUCGAACCGCUAGUGAUUCCCGAAUUAAAGAUAGAAAAUGGUCAAGGUCCGGUGCGUAUUAGAGCGUUCUUCACUAACAUCACAGCGAUAGGGCCAGGAAAUUAUAGCAUCACCAAAGUAAGAGUAAAUAUAUCAUCGUAUAGGAUCGAUCUUCAUCUAUCGUUGCCUAAGAUUGAAGUUCAAGGAAACUACGAUAUCAAUGGGAACGUACUGCUUUUUCCCAUACAAAGUCACGGAAAUUUUUGGGCAUUAUUUGGUGAUGUAGAAGGAAUCGCUCGCAUACAGGGUGUCGAGGAAGUGAGAAAUGGCAUUCGUUAUCUGAACAUUGUUCGAUUGCUAAUUGAUUUCAGCCUCGGCCGAGUCAGAUUUCGCAUAAUGGAUCAUCUAAACGGUGAUAACGUGAUCGGACAGGCGAUGAACCAAUUUCUAAAUCAAAAUGCCAAAGAAAUAAUCGAAGAGAUGAGACCGGCGGCUAGUGCUAGUAUUGCCAAAUAUUUUAAAGAAUUUUUGAACACCGCUUUCGGCAAACUGCCCAUGAAAAUCUGGAUGCAUGAUACGUAAUGAUUUUUCAUUCUUAAUAGCUUUCUAAAUUCACACACAUAAAAAUUUUUCCUGCAAUACUAAUCUCCUGCGAUUAACAAGGUUUAAAAGUACAAACCAAAUUGCCAUUUUAGUAUUAACAAUUUUUUUUUUUAAACAGUAUCAGUAUUUUUGUGAUAGACUUUGCCUUUCAAAUCUACAAAAUAGGUAAUAAUGAUGAAAUCUAUUAUAAUUAAAGUGAUUCAAAAAAAUUUAAUUUUUAAAUCGGGAGUGUAAAAUCGACUUCCAAAUGUCAUUUGAUAUUAUUAAAAUUAAGUUAAUAACUAAUUAAUAAAAUUAUAUAUAUAUAUAUAUAUAUAUAUAUAUAUAUAUAAUAUGUAAUUUACCAAUUUUAUUAGUUAUGUUAAACAUUUAAUUUGUACGUGUGUGGAUUAUAGCAUUACGAUUUAUAUUUAAAUGUGCAUGUUUAAUAAAAAUAAUUAUCACGUUAAAAAAUG